CGAAAUUACGUACUCAAUGGCUAGUACGGGCGUAAACUUGUUCAUAUUCUUAUAUUUAUCUUUUUUAAGCAAACAUACGAAAGGAAAUCUGUUAGAGGGCAAAAUAGUUCAGGGGGAUUAUGUGAAAAUUCUUAAUUAUCCUCAUGCCGUUUACUUAGAAAUACAAUGUGAAGAUCAAUCAACGCAUAUUUGUGGAUCAUCUAUACUGAACCAGUAUUAUCUGAUUUCAGUAGCACACUGUUUUAAUACUGUAGGAAAAAAUGGCAAAAUAAUAGCAUUCGCUGGACAUGAAAAUAUAAAAAAGGCGAAUGUUAUAAGAAAGAAUGUGAUACCAAUAAUCCACAGUAAAUUUGAUGUUUCUAAAGUUGAACAUGAUAUUGCUUUAUUAUUGCUCGAUAAAAAAAUGCCAUUGGGGAGCCGUACUCAGAGAAUUAUAAUAAUGAAGAAUUUUCCUACGAGGAUUGAAGGUUCUGUAGCGGGAUGGGGGGAUUUCACUGACGAAGAAUCUAUUUUACUAAAAUCUGUUACGCAGACCCUUAAAACCAGAAACUAUUGCAACGUUUUAAGAUUAGGACCAGGGAUGUUUUGCGCUGGAAGUAUGCAAACUUCUGACCCGAGACCGGCUGCCAGUGAUUCUGGCAGUGGGUUGGUUACUAAAAACUACCAAUUAAUAGGACUCUUAUCAUACAAAGUGACUAAGUUUCCAGCGCUGCCUGUUUACACCAAUGUUUCAUAUUAUUAUAAUUGGAUUAUAUAUACGACUGGAUCUGCAUUUUGUACUCAGAGAGGAUAAAACUGUAGUUAUUAUCUCAUUUUAUAUAUUUUUUAAGUCAAUAUACUAGCUAUAAAUUGAUUUGAAUAUUGACAGAAAAAAAAUUUACAAGAAAACAAUUGUAAGAAAUAUUAUAACAUUUUUUA
Nymphalis io (European peacock) is the source of this 918-nucleotide messenger RNA. Its product is annotated as serine protease 52-like. The transcript has 4 exons. The coding region runs from base 17 to 793 and encodes 258 amino acids. Gene Ontology annotation, biological process: proteolysis. The record is from RefSeq and is a predicted model, not a curated record. Lineage: Eukaryota; Metazoa; Arthropoda; Insecta; Lepidoptera; Nymphalidae. Gene Ontology annotation, molecular function: serine-type endopeptidase activity.